This is a messenger RNA of Salvelinus namaycush (lake trout), 2099 nucleotides long. Its product is annotated as pyruvate dehydrogenase [acetyl-transferring]-phosphatase 1, mitochondrial-like. Gene Ontology annotation, molecular function: protein serine/threonine phosphatase activity; cation binding. The transcript has 9 exons. Lineage: Eukaryota; Metazoa; Chordata; Actinopteri; Salmoniformes; Salmonidae. Bases 214 to 1788 code for a protein of 524 amino acids. Gene Ontology annotation, biological process: protein dephosphorylation. The record is from RefSeq and is a predicted model, not a curated record.
CUGGAGAGAGAGAUGCAGGAGGGUGGGUAGCGUAGGAAAACGAAAUAGUAAACUCAGAAAAUAAGGUGUAGGAGUGUUGGCGCUGCUCUGAGAGUGUGUGUGUGUGUGUGUGUGUGGCGCUGCUCUGAGAGUGUGUGUGUGUGUGGCGCUGCUCUGAGAGUGUGUGUGUGUGUAGCGGUGCUCUGAGAGUGUGUGCGCCCAGAGCGAGCCACCAUGCCCGUGACAUCACAGCUGUUCCGAGGCUUCCCUCGGGCGAAGCUCUGGGGUUCCUUCCUGUUCCCAUGCCAACGGCAGCCCCCCUGCCGCCCCACCUCCCACCGGCCCACCUCGUCGCAGCCCCACCCCAUAUGGCCGACAGCCAUGCCCGUGCGUGGCUAUAGGAGGAGCCCUGACCUCCACAGCUACAAUCUCACCCCCCCACAGGUCAACUCAAUCCUCAAGGCCAAUGAGUACAGCUUCAAGGUUCCAGAGUUUGAUGGUAAGAAUGUGUCGUCGGUGAUGGGGUUCGACAGUAACCAGCUGCCUGCCAACGCACCCAUCGAGGACCGGCGCAGUGCUGCCACCUGUCUGCAGACGCGGGGGAUGCUGCUGGGAGUGUUCGACGGCCAUGCGGGCUGUGCCUGUGCACAGGCGCUGAGUGAGAGGUUGUUCUACUACGUAGCCAUGUCCUUGAUGCCCCAUGAGACCCUGUGUGAGCUGGAGUCGGCAGUAGAGGCAGGCAGACCCCUCAGCCCCAUCCUGCAGUGGCACAAACACCCCAACGACUACUUCACCAGGGAGGCACAGACUAUGUACUUCAACAGCCUCAGAACCUACUGGCAGGAACUCAUAGACCUCAGCAGUCCAGGGGAGAGCCUAGGGCCCAGAGAGGCGUUGCUGAGUGCCUUUAAGAGACUGGACAGUGACCUGUCUCUGGAGGCUCAGGUGGGAGAUGCCAAUUCCUUCCUCCACUACUGGGUUCUGAGAGUGGCCUUCUCUGGAGCGACUGCCUGCGUAGCUCACAUCGAUGGAUCCGAUCUGUAUGUAGCGAACACGGGCGACGGCCGGGCGGUGCUGGGGGUCCAGGAGGAGGACGGCUCGUUCAGCGCUCACACGCUCUCCAACGACCACAACGCCCAGAAUGAGAAUGAGGUGGCCCGCAUCCAGGGGGAGCACCCCCCCUCUGAGAAGAAGACUGUCGUACGACAGGACCGGUUGUUGGGCCUGCUGAUGCCGUUCCGUGCGUUUGGAGAUGUGAAGUUCAAGUGGAGCAUUGACUUGCAGCGAGGUGUGUUGGAGUCAGGACCAGACCAGCUCCAUGACAACGAACACACCAAGUUCAUCCCCCCCAAUUACCACACCCCUCCCUACCUCACGGCCGAGCCUGAGAUCACACACCACCGCCUCCGACCUCAGGACCGCUUCCUGGUGCUGGGUACAGACGGGCUGUGGGAGACGCUCCACCGACAGGAGGUGGUCCGGAUCGUAGGGGAGUAUCUAACGGGGGUCCACCAGCGCCAGCCCCUCACCGUGGGGGGUUACCAUGUCACCCUGGGACAGAUGCAGGGGCUGCUGGCUGAGAGGAAGGCCCGUGCCUCCUUGGCGUUCCAGGACCAGAACGCUGCCACCCACCUGAUUCGCCACGCGGUGGGCAACAAUGAGUUUGGAGCAGUGGACCACGAGACGCUGUCCAAGAUGCUGUCUCUGCCUGAGGAACUGGCCCGCAUGUACCGUGACGACAUCACCAUCAUCAUCACACAGUUCAACCCACACGUGGUUGGACACCAGCGCCAAGGGGGGGAGUCCUGAGCCAGCUCAGCCUAUCAGAGGGGAACGUGGACAUGAACAGGAAGUUUACUUUCUAGGAGGAAAAACACUGAUGUGAGGACUGGGUCUUGCUACAGAUACAUGGUUAAGCCCUAAUUUUUAUUUUACCAAAUGCGCACAAAACAUACUGUUUAUGGACUAACCCUGCAGAGGGAGGACUGCCUACCUUCAGACUCCUUAUUUUAGGAUUGUUAUUGAAGAGGUGCGUGUACAUGUAACGGAUGUGAAAUGGCUAGCUAGUUAGCGGGUACGCGCUAGUAGCGUUUCAAUCAGUUACGUCACUUGCUCUGAAA